CGCGCGAAAUAUUUAUAUUUUGAUCUCUUAUUUUUAGAUAAUACAUUUAUUAUAGAUUUCUUAUUUAGCUGAGUAUGGAAGAAACACAAAAGGAAACACUGACAUCAGCAACGGCUCCUUCAACAACUACAACUCAGACAACUGUCCCAGAUGUAGUUAUGGAAGAAGCUGCCCCGGUUCCUAACAAUACACCAGCUAACAAUAACGAAAAAGAUAGUAAAGUUCAAACAGAUCCAGCGACUACUGCUAUGAAUAACCAAAGGAUCGUAGAAGAAUUUCAGUACCUUUUGGAGAAGAGUCAGCAAUUAUUUGCGGGUUUAAGGGAUUUACCACCCACAGGUGGUCGUCAAUGGCAGCCAUAUUUCCAACGAACUUUUGAAGUCUAUACUAAGUUAUGGAAGUUCCAGCAACAGAAUAGAUUUGUAUUGGAAAAUAAAGAUAAUUAUGGUCUUAAACGUUGGGAGGUUGGCGAAAUCGCAUCGAAAAUUGGGCAACUUUAUUAUCAUUACUACUUACGUACAAGCGAAACAAAUUAUCUUCACGAAUCAUAUAUAUUUUACGAAGCAAUUCGUGAUCGUUUUUACUUCAAGGAUGUCCUUGAUGUUAAAAACCCAGCACUUAUGAUUAAGAAAUUGAGAUAUUAUGCUCGAUUUAUCGUUGUUUGUCUGCUGUUGAACAACAGAGAUAUUGUACAGAAGUUAAUGGAUGAAUUACAUGGUCUUGUUGAUGAUUAUAUAAAAAUUUUCAAACCUGCUGAUUCUACAGAAUGGCAAUGUGUUCUUCAUGAAAUUGCUGCUUUCUUAGAGGCUGAAAAGAAAUUAACUCCAAUCUCUUCCGAAGGCCACCUUUUGACAGUUGCACGUAGACUACAAAUUGAACGUAGUCUUAGACAUGAGAAAGAUGGUACACCAAAAUUAAAACUUCAAGAAGCGAUUUUAGUUGGAAAUUACCAAAGUCAAAUCAAAUUUUCGGAAUUGACUCUUGAUAUGUAUCAUAUAUUACAGUCACUCGAGCGCGAACCAGCUCCUCCGAAAUCGGGGCCAAAAACACCAGGCUCGGAAGUUCCAGUGGUAAACGAAAGAGUUACUAAUAAAGAUGAUAUAAAUGCUGAGGAGCAAUCAAGUGCAAAUACUCCUGCUGAUAAAUCUGCGUCACGAAGAGUUAAUCCACAUAAAUAUCUUUUAUAUAGACCUACGUUCAGUCAGUUAUUAGUUUAUAUCUCUACUGCUUUCAAGGAAAUCAAUGAAAACUCCGCACUAUUACUUUAUAUUUCUGCGGAUGGUACCAAACCUUCAAAUAAUAAUGAACAAAACUCGAUUGGUUAUAAUGGUGGUGUUGCAACAAGUUCUCGCAAAUGUGCGGAUAAAACAGAUCCUUCAGAUAAAAUUCAUUGUUUGCAUCCGGCAGAUUUGGUACCGUUCACUCGUAAACCAUUAUGUCUGAUAAUUGAUAGUGAUAAUAGUACGGCUUUUGCGGAUUUUCCGAGAAUUUUUAAUCAACCAUUCCUUUGUCUUAUGUCACCUGUGGAAUAUCCUUCUACUAUCCCUGAUACAACUCAAAUUGGUAGCCUUUUCACUUUAUUUCUCCAUGCUCCUCUUCUUGGAUUUGCAUUUAUUUCGAAUCUUGGUAAAAUAAGUUCAUCAACAUGGGAAAAAUGUGUAAAUCUUAUAGCAGAGGCCGAGUUGAAUAUUGUAGAAUUAUUUAAUUCAUCUAGUAUUGAAAAACCAUUAAAAAGAUUUUUACAAGAUGAUUUUCUUCGUCAAUUUCUUGUGAGAUUUGUAUUAUGUCAAUCAUUCUUAAGAGCUCACACUGAAUUCAAAGAGGAAAAGCAUAUUCCUAAAUCUUGCCCACAAUUACCUUCGUCUAUAUUGGAUUCACAAGAAUUGUUAUUAAAAGUGCAUCAAAUUGUAAAAGAAGCUCAAGCUGAGUCUUAUUAUUCAUUCCCUACGUUAGAAAUAGAACCGGAAAUGACCGAGAAAGCAGCAGAGACUCCCGAAGAAAGUGAAGUAGCGCAGCAAUAAUUAUCAUUGAGUUUUUACAUCGGUAAUAUCAUAUUUUCAAACUUAAAUUUAUAUUAAAAACUUGAUUAAAUAAUAACUAAAUUGAUUAACAAUUUGUAUUUAAACAAUUAAUAAUUUAUUCAUAUAAGAAUUAUAAGAAAAAAAAAAAUUUAGCUUUAGUGUAUUUAUUUGAUAUAUUUUUGAUCAUUGUAUUAUAUAUAUUAUGUUGCGGA
This is a messenger RNA of Rhizophagus irregularis DAOM 181602=DAOM 197198, 2233 nucleotides long. Lineage: Eukaryota; Fungi; Glomeromycota; Glomeromycetes; Glomerales; Glomeraceae. The record is from RefSeq and is a predicted model, not a curated record.